Messenger RNA from Octopus sinensis (East Asian common octopus), 720 nucleotides. RefSeq names its product RNA exonuclease 4. The record is from RefSeq and is a predicted model, not a curated record. Gene Ontology annotation, biological process: rRNA processing. Bases 123 to 635 code for a protein of 170 amino acids. Lineage: Eukaryota; Metazoa; Mollusca; Cephalopoda; Octopoda; Octopodidae. Gene Ontology annotation, cellular component: nucleus. Gene Ontology annotation, molecular function: nucleic acid binding; 3'-5' exonuclease activity. The transcript is spliced from 5 exons.
AGAGAUUCGAAAGCCUGAAGAAAUCCUCAAAAGGAAGUCAUUUAGAAUAAAGAAUAACGAAGACAAAAGAAGUGUAGACAUUAAGAAACCUCAAGCUAUAUCUACGAAACCUGUUUGUUAAUAUGGCGCAACUAAAUACACCUUGUGUGGCGCUGGAUUGCGAAAUGGUUGGCGCUGGUCCAUAUGCUGAGACUGACAUGCUUGCUCGAGCAUCAUUAGUUAACCUGGAAGGAGAAUGCAUCUACGACCAAUAUGUGAAGCCAAGACAAAAGGUCACAAGUUACAGGACACGGGUCAGUGGAAUAACCCCGGAUUUACUCGUUGACGCUAUGGACUUCAGAACUGUACAGAGAGAUGUCGCUGCCCUCCUCAAGGACUCCAUACUUGUGGGACAUUCUGUGAAUCAUGACUUAGACGUUCUAGAGCUUAAACAUCCAGAAGCGAUGACACGAGACACAGCUUAUUAUCUACCCUUCAUGAGGCAAAAUAGGAACCGUUCUCCAUCUCUGAAAAUAUUGGCCCAAAGGGAACUUGGACUUAGAAUCCAGCAAAAUGACCAUAAUUCGGUGACUGAUGCACAGGCUACGAUGGCAAUUUACAAGAAACACAGGAGAAACUGGGAGCGAAAAUUGUGAGAAGGAGGAAGAAGAGAAUUACAGUGAAUAAAACAAUGGAGAAAGGACGAAGCCAAAUAGCAGCAAUAAUGAUGAUGAUGAUGAU